Pipistrellus nathusii (Nathusius's pipistrelle) is the source of this 621-nucleotide messenger RNA. The record is from the annotation of a GenBank genome assembly. Lineage: Eukaryota; Metazoa; Chordata; Mammalia; Chiroptera; Vespertilionidae.
AUGGCAACUCCGCAAGCCACUCCAGACAGCCAGGCAGAGGAGAGCAACACUCUGGAGCUGCCAUCGGCUUGUGACCUAAGAGAUUACGUGCUGUGGGAACCCAGCCAGGAGGCCCACAGCGAGGCUGUUAGUUCUGCAGAAGCCCUUUCCAUUCCUUCCUCUUCCGAGGUGGAUCCAGACAGCGGUCACUUAAAUACUACACCACGUGAUUCCUGGGCCUCUGAGAACUUCGGGCUCGACCUUUCUGUGAAUGGCCAACCAGAGACCAAGACAGAGGAUGAGGAACUGCGGAAAUCCCUGGAUAGCCUCUAUGAGAUGUUUGGCCACCCACAGCCAGCCUCUCGAAACCCUCUCUCUGCAGCUGUCUGCCAGUGCCUGUCUCGGAGAAUCGACGAACUGCGGGGCCAGGAGAGCCAGACGUACGCCCUCCGCAGCUUUCAAAUGGCCCGCGUCAUUCUCAACCGGGACGGCUGCUCACUGCUACAGAGGUAUUCCAGGGACGCCCGGUUCUACCCACUGGGAGAAGCAAGUCAGUCUCUGGAUGACGAAAAACCGACCCCAGGACUUUCCAAAGACAUUAUUCGUUUCCUCUUGCAGCAGAAUGUGAUGGAAGAUGCAUAA